This is a messenger RNA of Magnolia sinica, 2219 nucleotides long. RefSeq names its product U-box domain-containing protein 1-like. The record is from RefSeq and is a predicted model, not a curated record. The transcript has a single exon. Gene Ontology annotation, cellular component: nucleus; cytoplasm. Gene Ontology annotation, biological process: protein ubiquitination. Bases 77 to 2119 code for a protein of 680 amino acids. NCBI's taxonomy places the organism in Eukaryota, Viridiplantae, Streptophyta, Magnoliopsida, Magnoliales, Magnoliaceae. Gene Ontology annotation, molecular function: protein binding; ubiquitin-protein transferase activity.
UGGAUUUGCCCAAGUAAACAUGCAUUAGGAAUGUAAGAGAGAUUAAGAGAGACGAAACCCAUGAAGUAGAAGCUGCAUGGAAACAGCUGCACCUACAAUGGCUACUGGCUUCCUCCCAUCAGCUUCUCUAGUAGAAGCCCUUAUUCACAUCUCCCAUGAGGUCACAUGCAUGGACAGGCUCCCAUACAUACACGCCCGCAACACAGCCUCCACGAUACGCAGAAUCAAGCUCUUAUCGUCGCUCUUUGAAGAUAUUCGGGAGGCGAAGAGCCCGCUUCCACCGUCUUCUAUCUUGUGUCUCACCGAGCUCUUCUCGACGAUCCGACGGACCAAGGCUCUCAUACAAGAAUGCGCAGCCAGGAGUGCGCUGUGGAACCUUAUGCAGGCGGAGCUCGUCUCAAGACAGUUCUAUGCUUUGGCGGUGGAGAUGGGGCGGGCUCUUGAUAUCCUACCGUUGAGUUUGAUCGAAGUAACGGGGGAUGUUAGAGAGCAGGUUGAGCUUCUUCACAAGCAGGCUAGACGGGCCCAGCUGUUCUUGGACCCCAAUGAUCGACGGCGAAGAGAAGAGCUGUUUCAGGUGAUGGCCCAUAGCAACAGUAAAGACCUCGGUAUUGAUUGCAAGAAGGUGGAGGAGAUCAUGAUUGGCCUUGGAUUGAGAAGAGUGUCGGAUUAUAAAGAAGAAAUCCUACGGUUGGAAGCGGAAAUUCAGAAGCAAGCAGGCACCGGUGGCCUAAUUGUGAUAUCCAACAUCAACAAUCUGAUCUCCCUUGUUACAUACUCAAAAUCCAUGAUCUUUGGUGAGGAUGGUAACGGCGCAAUUGAAGAAGAUGCGGGAAAACACUCCAUGGCCCACCAGCGGAAGCUUGACCGUUCGUUGUCUUCGUAUCUAUUGGCACUGAGUGUCCCUGAUGAGUUUCGAUGCCCGAUUUCUCUUGACUUGAUGAGAGAUCCUGUGAUUGUGGCAACAGGACACACUUAUGACCGGAGUUCGAUCGCACAAUGGAUCAACUCAGGCCACCACACAUGUCCGAAAAGUGGGCAGAAGCUGAUUCACACAGCUCUCAUACCCAAUUUUGCACUGAAGAGCUUGAUACAUCAAUGGUGUCAUGACAACCAUGUACCGUUGGGCGAUGAUGAAUUUCCAUCGACAUCAUCUGAAACAGAAAGUAGUGGGAGGAAAUCAUCCGCGGCAAGGGCUGUUGAUCACAUAUCAGCCAUGAAAUCGGCUGUGGAAGCUAUCAAGAUGACGGCAGACUUUCUAGUGGGAAAAUUGGCAACUGGGUCUCCGGAGAUCCAACGGCAGGCAGCUUUCGAGCUACGGUUGCUAGCUAAAUCUGGCAUGGACAACCGCCGUAUCAUCGCUGAGGCGGGUGCGAUCCCAUUUCUGGUGACGUUACUCAGCACCCACGAUCCGAGGACUCAAGAAAAUGCGGUUACUGCGUUACUCAACCUCUCCAUCCUGGAUAAGAACAAGGUUCUCAUAAUGGAGGCUGGGGCGAUCGAUGGCAUCGUAGAUGUAUUGCAGAUGGGGAAGAGCAUGGAGGCAAGGGAGAAUGCAGCGGCAGCGAUCUUCAGCUUGUCGAUGGUAGACGAGUGCAAGGUGAUGAUUGGGGCCCACCCCAAAGCGAUCCUAGCAUUGGUAGGGCUCCUCAAGGAGGGGACUACUACUGGGAAGAGGGAUGCCGCAACGGCGAUCUUCAACCUCGCUGUCUAUAACGCCAACAAGGUGAGUGUUGUGGAUGCAGGCGCAGUCCCUUUGCUCAUCAACCUCUUGAUGGACGACAAGGCCGGGAUCACUGACGAUGCGUUGGCCUUGCUGAUGCUUUUGUCAGCAUGCGGGGAAGGAUUGAAAGAGAUUAGGGAGAAUAGAGUGGUGGGGUCCAUUUUGGUUGAUCUGAUGAGGUUUGGGUCUCCCAAGGGGAAAGAGAAUUCAGUAGCAGUGUUGUUGGGGAUGUGCAGGAAUGGAGGAGAGGAGAUGGCCAGGCGUUUGUUGAUAAAUCCACGUAGCAUUCCUUCUCUUCAGAGCUUGGCUUCUGAUGGGAGUCCUAAAGCAAGAAGGAAGGCAGAUUCACUUCUAAGAUUACUCAACAGAUAUUGUUCUCAAUCCCACCAUGCAUAGGAAUGAAAACAACAAACACACAUAAUAUAUGCACAUACACAUACACACACAUGCACAUGUUGUUCGUAUCUCAUUGCCACUGGAACUUCCCUAUUGCAGU